Messenger RNA from Nicotiana tabacum (common tobacco), 1519 nucleotides. RefSeq lists its product as uncharacterized. Gene Ontology annotation, biological process: maturation of SSU-rRNA from tricistronic rRNA transcript (SSU-rRNA, 5.8S rRNA, LSU-rRNA). The record is from RefSeq and is a predicted model, not a curated record. Gene Ontology annotation, cellular component: nucleolus; 90S preribosome. Lineage: Eukaryota; Viridiplantae; Streptophyta; Magnoliopsida; Solanales; Solanaceae.
CUGCACGGCCAAGAAUACUGAUACAAAUUCAUAAUUUUUGGUUGCUGCUUUUACUUUUUAAUCUCCACUGUUCAUCGCUUUCUUUGAGAAGAAAAACGUUGGACACUUUUCUUCGGGUCUCUUUUUAUUUUCGGUCUUAGACGAGAUCUGUUUAAUUCGCAAAGUAUAUCUGAAGCCUGAAAGUCCCCGUUCACUGCCGCCACAAAGGUCUAGACUUGUGCUUGUGGGAGGUAGUAGGCUGCUUGGUGGACUAGUCAAGCUGGGUGCUCAGAGCAAUGUUCUCAAGUUCUUUUUCUCAAAGGGAAUCAAAUUGUUGAAAUGAGAAACGACAAGGCAGCUGUUGCAAGUUCAAGUAAAAUCAAAUUUGAUGACUCUGACAAACAUGAAUCUUUGUCUGAAGAUGAGGAGGAGAAGGAGUUAGAGGAGGAGCUUGCUGAUGUGACUUUUGAGGAAUUGCUGAGAGCACGGUCCGAUGGGUCAGAUACAGUGUAUAGGAAGUUCAAUUCGGAAGGAAAAAGUGGCCGAGCAAACAAGAACAGGCCAGUGGAGAUGAGUAGCAAGAAGCGAGUGAGCAGAUUUAGGGAAAUCAUCCAAGUUCCUAAAAAAGUUACUCGUGACCCUCGCUUUGAGCCUUUAUGCGGUCAGCUCAACGAAGAAGGGUUCAAGAAGAGAUAUAAUUUUCUUUAUGAGGAUGAUCUUCCAGCAGAAAAAGAGGAUCUGAAGAAACAGAUGAGGAAAUCAAAUGAUCCAGAAGAGGUUGGUGAACUGAAAAAUCGCAUUACUUGGAUUGACAAACAAUUGAAAUCAGCAGGAGUGAAGCACACCGAGAGCGAGAUUCUUUCUGAGCACAAGAAGAAAGAGAGAGAAGCUGCUAAGCAAGGGAAACAACCUUAUUACCUCAAAAAGUCUGAAAUUCGGAAGCGCAAACUUGUUGAGAAAUACAAAGAGCUCAAGGCGUCUGGCAAACUGGAAGCAUACAUUGAGAAGAAAAGGCGCAAGAAUGCUUCAAAAGACCACAGAUACUUGCCAUAUCGUCGUCCUGGCGAGCAAGAGAACCAGUGAAAUAACAGGCUUGCUUGCUGUAGCAAAUUUGUUUACUUGGGUUUCUGACUUUCUUCUCACAGGUAUGUAGAGGCUUUGCUUGGUAGGCAUAAUCACGGGCCUCUUAUUCAAGAUACAGAGAUACUGGGGAAAUACUUUUGUUACUUCAAUUCUUGUUAGGGUGCAGCCAGCUACGGCCUAUAUAUGCGUCCCUGAUGGUACAGUUGGCAGUUCUUUUUUAAGUUGGAUAUUCUGAAUUUGAGUAGCACAGGCAACAACAGUGCUCUCUGUAAUUGAAGAUGAAGUAGCAAAUUUAUCUCCUUGACUUGGCUCUUUUAAAGUAUUGUACUUUUUUGACGAAAGUUGUUUUGUAUACUCUUUCUACAGACUGAUUAAAAGUGUACAGUACCUUAUUUUGUGGGUUGCUGUUGUUUAUGUAUUUUGUUAUCUGGAUUAAAUUUCAUAUUGCAUUAGCAUU